UGUGUCAACGUAAACUGUAAAAACCCCCCCUUCGCAAAAAAAAGGGACAGCUGGCCCUUUAAGGGUUAUGUAGCAGGGUUAGCCGAUGUAGGACGAGCCGACGGUGCGUCUGCCUGCCUGCACUCCCGCUGCUAUCCCCAUCAUGGCCUCCACGCAGCCGCCACCGACACCACCGAGGAUGAACCGACCAGCUAGCGGCCCUUCCCUUCCCGGUGCGGAGACGGACGUCAAGCCGAAGCAGAGGCACCGGUAGAGGCGAGCCGCGCCGGGGAGAGCCGCCUCACAUCCCAUGCCACCCCGGUCUCCUCCAUGCCUUCGUCUAAAGCCAAGUACAGCUAUUCGAUAAAGAGGGGUGCGAGCCCGGGCGGCGGCGGCGGCGGCAGCGGCGGCGGCAGAAACAUGACAACGAACAGGGAUUAUUCUGUUAAUCUGUCGGUGCAGCAAGUGCUGAGCCUUUGGGUGCAAGGCACGACGCUGCAGCACUUCACAGAGAUGUGGUACUGGGUGUUCCUGUGGUGUCUCUUCUCCUCGCUCUUUGUCCACGGGGCCGUGGGGCUGCUCAUGUUAGUCAUGCUGCAGCGCCACAAGAGGGGCCGCCUCAUCACCCUGGUGCUGGUCAGCGUGGGUUUCCUGGCCUCCCUCUCCGGAGGCGUCAUCACCAGCGCAGCGGUGGCGGGGGUUUACCGCGUGGCAGGGAAGGACAUGGCACCGCUGGAGGCUCUGGUGCUCGGUGUGGGCCAGACCACCCUCUCUGUCAUCAUCUCCUUCUCACGCGUCCUGGCCACUCUGUGAAGAAAACCCUCAGCACGCUGAAGGACAAACGCUGACACGAGAGGAGAGUCAAUGAAUCGAGCCAGUCAGACACUUAAAAGGCGCCCAUCGUGGCCGGUUUGUAGAGGGAGAGGAGGCAGAAAUGCUCUGGACCUUUAGGGCUGGACGCAGGACAGAGCGCCCCCCGGUGUCUCUGUGCUGUUACUGCCACAAUCACACUGCAAUUCAGAGGGAACUCAAUGCAGGCCGGUUGUCUUCAUGUUGAAGAGAUGGCGCCAUCCUCAGCUUCUGGACUUGAAAGCCAUGUUUCGGGUGUUACAUCAGUUCUUUGUGCCAACGGCCUUCUCUGGGACAUCCCGAUGCCUUUGUGGCCACUGACUCUUGAAGGCUUUCUGUUGCACUUGUGGGGGGAAAAAAAAAAUCUAUUUUUUAAAAAGUGAAGCAACACUGACGACCUGUAAUAACGAUCUAAUGAUCAGCGUGAGAACAAAAGUUGAGUGACGAGGAGAGUUUAGGGAGCGACAACCCAACAGUGUUCAUCAGCAAAAACACCUUCUUCAUCAGUACGAAGUGUCACCUCCAGGUCUUCACAAAGCUCAAGUACAGAUUAUCAUGACCAUUCCUUUUCCUUGAACGGCUUAAAAGCUGCACCAUCCAGCUCACGAGCAAGAUGCAGCUUUGAAUUUUGCACUUUGUAAAUGUUGGAGACGCUCUUUGCCUGAGAGGUCUGAAAUCAGUAGACGUGGAGGAGAAAACCAGCAUCAGUGCAACGUUGGGUUUGUCGUGUUGAAAUAUUGACUCGUUGUGUGCCAACCAGAGAUCUGAGUGGAGAUGUUUUAGGAAAUACAAUUAUUCACUUUCUUGCCCAAAUGUUAGAUGAGAAGAUUGAUAGUGCUUUUAUGUUUGUACAGUAAAUACAAAGCGGGAACAAGGAGACGGUUGGUGCAUGCUGACCCCACACUAAAAGAUAAUUGGGCAGUUUUUUGGUCUGAUUCGCUCCUCGCAACAAUCACAGGGGUGCUCCUGAUUCAAGCCUGGUCUGAACCAAUUAUCUGUCCAUGUGAUCCUGUAGUGUGCGGAGUCUGCAGACAUAAUCUGGUUGGUGUAUUUUGUUUCAGACAAAGCCAGGCCAGCUGUUUCCGGUCUUUAUGCUAAGAUAAACUUAACAGCCUCCCAGUUCCAGCUUCAUUUCUACUGGACACACAUGAGAGUGGCAUCAAUCUUCCCUAACCCUCAUCAAGAAGGCGAAUAAGCGUGUUUCCCAGCAUGUUGAAAUAUUCCUUUAAAGUAGACAGAGAAAGGCCUGGAUGAGCCCUCAUUAGUGCAAAGCUGUUCGCUUUGCCUUGAGCAGGUUUAAUUCAGGUCUGGUUUGAGUUAGACCAGGAUUCUCUUAAUCAGGUUUAAAGAAAGGUGCAUUGAUAUUAAAAAGGGUUGUUUUGCUGCUUGAGAGUCAGCUCUGGUAUAUUUUCAGAGGAACUGUUCUGCGUCUGCGAGUCCGGGUGCAGAUUUUCUGUGAUAACGUUGGAAUGCAGCCCUCCUUGGCCCCGAUGUAGUCUUACAAACACUGUCUGCACCGCUACAGAAUAAACCCCCCACCCACCCGUGAGGAAAGCCAUCCUCCCUGGAGAAGGUCAGACAGAUUGUGCUGCUCAGAUGGCCAUUUUUCUAUGGCUCCCUCUUUUCUUUGCGUUGUUUAUUAACCCAUGUUCCUUAAGUUUAACUUUGCAUAUUGCACUGAAUUUAAUCUGCCUUGUUUUAGCACAGUGUGCGAUGAUGCGACUCUGGUGUGACCCAAUCCAGUAUUCACAGUUAUUACACACAGGAAAGACACCAAUAAUUUUGUUUCACAUAUGAAGAAUGUGCUUGAAGCUACUGUACUUAGUUCUUCACUGAUAGAGCUGAAGAAUAGAAAGAUACACUGGUUUAACUUUAUUGCUCAUUACUUGGCCCAUGAGUCCUGUGUACACAGCACCAAACCCAGGGUGAGAGGAGUUAGGUUGUAAUGCCAAAGUAUCACACACAUUUUUAGCUUUAUUUCUCAGAUUUUUUUUUGCUCAUUGAAUUGAUAUCACAGCCUAGAAUUAUUUGUUUUAUUCCGUUUUAGAAACAUUUGCACAUUGGCUCGGGUAUCAAACGGACCCCAAGACCUGUGGUAAAAGUUCAUAAAACCACAGUUGAUGUGAAUUUGACAUUUAAAAAAAAUGGAUGUUAGUGUUGUUAAGUGUGUGUACUGUGAGGCUGUGAAGGUAAACGGCAUGUAUUUAUGUGAGUUAUGUAACUGACAUGGCUCACCUUCAGUACCAGCGUAGCACACAAGAGGGCGAUAUUGCACAGAAAUGAAGCGGCAGCAGGAGCCUGGAUGCCUGAGAGAUGAUUGUGGAUGUUGCUACAGAGUGUUUUUAUACAGACAAAGUGCUUCUGUCCUCAUUUCCCCCCAAAAUUAAAGAGUGAAAUCAACAUUUGGAAAAUGUAGAGUCACCUGAAGCCCCCUCACUAUCCACUGAACGCUCUGCACAUUGUCCACACCACCUGUUUUGAAUGUUUUAGCUCAAUUUUCAGGGACCAAAUGUGAGUUGCUGCUGAUGACUCACCUGCUGUCAUAGCAAUGAUAUCUCUGUGAAUCUGUUUGUGGGGCAGUUUCUGCAUGUGUUGUACGUGUGUGUGGUUCAUAGGAGACGUGACACGUGAGUGUUGUUGUUGCUGUAUUUGGUGUCGGUCCGUGUGGUUGUGCAUGUGAGUAGUAAAAGGGGAUGUUCAUUUAUUUUCUUUCAUUAGCGGGGUUGUUCACAUUCUUUAGCGGACCCCCCCAAAGCGUCAAAAAGGGUGAGGACGUAAUUGCAGGUGACACUGUGUUCAGAGGAGGCGUCACAGCAGUUCACUGAGCAAUGUCUUACAUAAUGUGUUGGAAAUCUUUUUGUCUGCUGUGUUAGAAAAUGACUUUUCUGCAGGACGAAACUGCAAGAACUGGACUGAGAUUGUUAGGUCAGUGCACUUACUGUACAUCCUGAGCUGUAUAUAGCCACAGUGUACAAAGUCUUCACCAGAAGAGUGCGUAUCACAAAAAAAAAAAAAGUGUAACCAACAGCUGAAAUGAACAAGCUUACCACUGGAUAGUAUUUUGAUAUUCACACAGUCGGCGUAUUCACACCCAGUGCCAUGGCCGGUCAUGAAGACUAUUGUUUUUGGGUUUUGUUUUUCCCGCUCCAGGUUUCUGUGAUUCAGCCGCCCGUGUGUGUACUGCAAUAUCUAAGGAGACACCCAGCGACUAAUAAUACCCUCUAGACUUUUAAAAAUGCCAUCGCACUGCAGCGAGACGCCCAGCUCAAUAAUCCUGUCUCCGUCAUAGGCUUAUAACUAAAGCUGCCCCCUCAGUCCACUGUCGUCCAAAUGCCACAUAUUCCCCUCGGACACAUACUGUGUACCCGCUGUGAUUGCAUGUGCAGUGCAGCUCAGAUAAUGUGUGAAUGGACUAAACGGACAAUCCAACAAGAGACAAUGUUGUACAAAAACCCAAAGUGGCACUUGUAGAUAAUGUACAAUAUGUUCUUUUUUAAUUUUGUACCAGCCAAACCGCUGAUAUUUAUAACUAUUGCCUAUUUAUGUACAAAUUGUUCUCCUGUACAUACUCAACAGUAAGUUGAAAUAAAAAUCUUUUGCAGUAUAAA
Toxotes jaculatrix (banded archerfish) is the source of this 4436-nucleotide messenger RNA. RefSeq names its product transmembrane protein 170B (gene tmem170b). NCBI's taxonomy places the organism in Eukaryota, Metazoa, Chordata, Actinopteri, Toxotidae. The record is from RefSeq and is a predicted model, not a curated record. Gene Ontology annotation, biological process: negative regulation of canonical Wnt signaling pathway. Gene Ontology annotation, cellular component: plasma membrane. The coding region runs from base 310 to 792 and encodes 160 amino acids. The transcript is spliced from 3 exons.